Emiliania huxleyi CCMP1516 is the source of this 486-nucleotide messenger RNA. RefSeq lists its product as hypothetical. NCBI's taxonomy places the organism in Eukaryota, Haptophyta, Isochrysidales, Noelaerhabdaceae. The record is from RefSeq and is a predicted model, not a curated record. Bases 1 to 486 code for a protein of 161 amino acids. The transcript is spliced from 4 exons.
AUGGCGUUCAGGCGGCACUUCUCUCGCGUCGGCUCCGCCGAGCGCUGCACAGAGACCAUCUUCACUGACCACCAACGACAGGUGUGCGACUACGCGCUCGUCUACGCGGAGAAGAAGAACGACGGCGAAGCGCCGUACUCGGUCUCCUUCACCGCGACGCAGAGCGGCGACGUCAUCGUACAGCUGCACCCGCACUCGCAGCUCGAGCGCGCUCUCGCGCACACUCGGUGGCGCGCGCGCCAGGCGCGGAUCGAUGCUGAGCCAGGCACCGAAGGGGCAGACGACGAUCAUGAUGAGACUGGCAGCCAGCCUGCGGCGGAGGAUCUGGAGACGGAGAAAAUCGCGGUUUCUGUUGCCACCCUGGACUGCGGUCCGGUCUCAACGGCAGCCGAGCUUCUCAUGCUCACAGCACCACGCCUUCUUGCUGCUGGCCCACCGCUCGCGGGUCCGACAGUUGAAGCGGUGAGCUGCUGCCGCUGCAAGUAG